Molecule: messenger RNA, 1384 nt
Organism: Phragmites australis (common reed)
Lineage: Eukaryota; Viridiplantae; Streptophyta; Magnoliopsida; Poales; Poaceae
Exons: 3
Coding region: 322-939 (205 amino acids)
Source: RefSeq, a predicted model, not a curated record
AGUCCACACUCCACAGUGACAGAGCAGCACACCACGCCUCCCCCAGCUUUUUGUUUAGUAGACUCCCUCUCCACUCUCCACCGCCGAACAACGCCUCGAUCCAGAUCCAGCCACCGUUGUGCCGCCGCGGCUGCGCCUCUCUUCCUUCUCCUGCGGGCGCCCUCGUCGUCCUCACCCUCUCUUGGGCUGCCGUGGAAUGGAGAUCUUUCCGGAUUUGGGUUGAUCCCUUCUUUUUCUCGGGUAGUAAGCUAGCCAGUGGAGCGGUAAUUUGUCAGGCUGGGCACAAGAUUUUAGUUCAUGGUGCCUGGAUGAGCAGUGGAGAUGCUACUGGCUGUGGAAGGAGGAGGAUUCUUCUCAUCUUCAGCUUCAGGGUACAGCCAUGGCCUCGCUCUCUUGCUGCUUGGACGGAAAGAUGAGGAGAAGCCCGUCAAAGGGUCGCCGUGGAACCAGUACCGGCUAGUCGAUCGAGAGGCCCAGCAGGUGUACCAUCUGGCCUCCGACGAGGACCAGGCUCCUGGGAAAUGUGCUCCCUUUGUUUGCUUCGGUUGUACGGCUACUGGCCUUGAGGGGGCAUCUCCUCCGAAAGACAGAUCAAGCAAUGCGUUGGGUAGCUCUCUGGAAGAAGCAUCUAGUACAGCAAACAAGAAGUUGACCACUAAUGGUUCCACCACUGGGAAUGAGAGAAGAGGCUGUCUUAAGAGCAAUUCGAAAAGGGAUUCUUUGGAGUGUAUAGUGGUGAGUGAGGGUGAAGAACCGUGCGAGUCACUAGAAGAGGUGCAGACCUUGAAGGCUGCUAUGGAACGGAGGAAAGUUCAGUGGACUGAUACAUGUGGAAAGGAUCUUUUUGAGAUCAGGGAGUUUGAAACAAGUGAUGAAGGGUUGUCAGAUGAUGAAGGGGAAAACGAGGGCUUCAGGAAAUGCGAGUGUGUGAUUCAAUAGAUUUCGUGUCUGUACAACAAGCUCGACAGAAACAGUGCUUCAUGCGAAGCUGAAGUUGAUCUCGGUAUGAUAUGUUGCACUGGUGACUUCUCAGCAAUCGGAAUGAUCUUUGACAGUUGAAACGAAGCAAACAGGGUGACUUGAUAUCUUGCUUAAUUAUUUGUUGGUGCUGUGUUUAGCUAGUCCGCACGGUAGGGUUACAGUUUUGAUGCCCACAUGUACUAUAUCAAGAUUUUACUGCUUUGUUUCUUUUUAUCUUUUUCCCUUCUGGCUUUCCUUGGUGUUCUCAUGGCCGUUGUACCAUAUGAAACUGCCAUGUUACUGUUGUCAGGGAUGCUGGAUUCCUGACUUCCUGCUAUUCUUGUUUUGUUUUACUCCUGACGUUGAGUGAUGGCUUGUUGACAUCUUCGUUCAAGUUGUUAAAAGUUCAUGUCUUGAUGCAUAA